CUUCGGCUUAAACCGAUUUCGGCAAGGCGGCGGCCAUAAGCCACAAGGUGAUGAGCACUCGACGCGGCGACAUGGCAUGGAAUAAACCCGGACGACCCCAGCUGAUGCUGCUGCUGCCACUGCUACUUCUGGUUCAGCUGGCAUCUGUGCUGGGUUUUGGCAACGAGUAUGUCCACAUCAAGGUGCACGUGCCCAAGGAGGAGGCGGCGGUGGAGCCGGACCUGGGCUCUCACAAGGUAAUCCACCAUUACCACCACCAUCCGCAUCCCCAUCAGCUACUGCGGACGCGCCCCAGGCCCCGACCCAAGCCCAGUCCCCUGCUGGAGAGCGUUAUCCUCUCGGACCUGGACAAGCCGCUGCACAUGAGCGAGCAUGCGGAUUAUUUGAACCACGCCAAAGAACUGGCGGACCAUCUCACCGAGACAUAUGCCAAGAAGGCACCGCCUCCGGCCCCGGCGCCGCCCAAGAAGAAGGUGAAUACGUAUACCAUCAUUGAGGAGCAGCACAGGCCGCACGGCUACGACUACGAGGAUCAUCCGGAGCACAGUGUGGAGACCUAUCGGGUGAUUGAGUCGCGUCCCAAGCAGCACCAGCAGCAGCAGCAGCAUCAUCACCACCACACCGACGAGGAGGACGAGGAUGUGGGCUAUCACUAUCCAGUGGCAAAGCCACAUCACCAUGGAUCCCUUCACGGAAUCGGCGCCUAUGCGGAACCGGCGCCCGUCGAGGAGCCUGUCGAGCAGGAGCCAGAUCACGGCUACCACUACUCGCCGCCCAGUCACGCCUACAUUCCGCCCAACCAUAGCCACGCCCACCGCAGCUCCAAGGCGAACCGAGCUCCAGCCUAUACCCUGGAAGCGCCCGAGGAAGCCGCCUCGUUUGGUUACGACUAUUCCAGACCGGCAACCGCGGGUGGCAGCAGCAGCAGCGACUUCCGCCCCUCCGUCCAGGUUCCUAGCAGCGAUCCGUAUGGCGAUGAGGAGCAGCCGUUGGACACGUACGGAGCGCCGCCGCCGCCAUCUCUCGCCACGCGACGUCGCCGACCAUCUCUUGUGGACUGGCCAGAGUCCACGGGAUUCGGCAGCAGUGCGACAGCGGAUACCUACAGCGGAGUGGAUAGCUACAAUGUGGGCCAUGUCCAGGGCUACGGAUCCAGUGGGUAUCAGUACCACGGGCCCUAUCUGUAGGUGGUGUGCGCCACCUCUCCUAAUCUAAGAUCUAUUUAUUUCUUUUUUUUUUUGUACUUUAGCUCUGUAAGUUGAUCCAAUCAGUCCCAAGACCGAAUAGUAUAAAUAAAUAGCAGU
Messenger RNA from Drosophila kikkawai, 1304 nucleotides. RefSeq lists its product as uncharacterized. The record is from RefSeq and is a predicted model, not a curated record. Lineage: Eukaryota; Metazoa; Arthropoda; Insecta; Diptera; Drosophilidae.